Messenger RNA from Nicotiana tabacum (common tobacco), 684 nucleotides. The record is from RefSeq and is a predicted model, not a curated record. NCBI's taxonomy places the organism in Eukaryota, Viridiplantae, Streptophyta, Magnoliopsida, Solanales, Solanaceae.
AUGAAGUUAUCCAGGAGGAAGAAGCGUCAGAACUUAUCAGGUGCCGAGAUAUUUCCAGAUUAUGAAGAUGUGUUCCCGGAAGAACUUCCAAAAGGAUUGCCACUUUUGAGGGGAAUAGAGCAUCAAAUUGACUUUAUCCCGGGUUCUAAAAUUCCAAACAAGGUGGCAUAUAGGAGUAACCCGGAAGAAAAAAAGGAGCUACAAAGUCAAGUAAAGGCAUUGCUUGACAAAGGAUUGGUAAAAGAAAGCUUAAGUCCUUGUGUCGUUCCGGUUAAUCUUGUUCCAAAGAAGGAUGGCACUUGGAGAAUGUGUGUGGAUUGUCAUGCGAUUAACAAGAUCAUAGUAAAGCACCACCACCCUAUUCUUCGCAUAGAUGAUAUGUUGGAUGAGCUUAGUGGUGCGUGCAUAUUUUCUAAAAUCAAUUUGAGGAGUGGUUAUCAUCAAAUUAGGAUGAAACCGAGGGAUGAGUGGAAAACGAAAUUCAAGACUAAGUAUGGUUUAUAUGAAUGGCUCUUUAUUCCAUUUGGUUUGACAAAUGCCCCAAGUACUUUUAUGAGACUUAUGAAUCAUGUGCUUAAACCGUUCAUUAACAAGUUUGUUGUUGUCUACUUUGAUGAUAUUUUGGUUUAUAGCAUGUCUCUUGAUGAUCAUGUCUACCAUUUGAUCAAAUUUUUGAUGUGUUGA